AUGGAAGUUUACAUCAACGACAUGCUCGUCAAAUCCCUCACUGCCAACAACCACAUCAAACAUUUAACAACUUGUUUCGAAAGCCUCAACAAUGUUCUGGUUCGCGAAGACCGUGGGGAGCAGCGUCCAAUCUUCUACACCAGCAAGGUUCUCGACAACGCCGAAACAAGAUACUCACCACUCAAAAAACUCGCCUACGCCGUAGUUGUCGCAGCACGCAAACUCAGGCCGUAUUUUCAAUCCCACACCAUCCACGCAGUCGAGCUCAGCGAAUACGACGUCGAGUUCAAAAGCAAAACAUGUGCAAAGUCUCAGGUGUUAGCAGAUUUUCUGACCGAGCUACCUCCAUCCCAAUACGACGACGAUCUCAACACCAAGAAUUGGUGUCUCUACGUCGACGGCUCAUCUUCACGAAACGGAUCAGGUGUUGGAAUACGACUCAUAUCUCCUACCAGUGAGAUCAUCGAGCAGUCUUUUCGCCUCGCUUUCCCAGCUUCCAAUAACGAAGCUGAAUACGAAGCUCUCAUCGCUGGUCUCCGUCUUGCAAAAGCGGUUGGUGUGAACAAGAUAGAAACUUUCUGCGACUCUCAACUCGUCGCCAAUCAAUUCAGCAGUGAAUACGAGACGAGAAAUGACCGAAUGAAUGCUUACUUACAGGUUGUCCAAAAACUUUCCCAGGAUUUCACCAACUUCACCCUCACCAAAAUUCCCCGAAGCGACAAUUCCUCCGCCGACGCUCUCGCCGCUUUAGCAUCAACCUCUGAUCCUUUGCUCAGAAGAAUGAUUCCAGUGGAAAGCAUCGAUAAACCGAGUAUCGAAUUAGUCAUGGGAGUCAACAUCAUAGAUGACCUCGACGAAGAGAUGGACGACACCAACGAGAUGAACGAACCUACACCCGAAAAAGAAGUUGAGGAUUUAAUCGAUUGGCGCGAUGAAAUCAAACUCUACAUUACCGAGGAAACAACACCAGACAACCGCUGGGCCGCACGACGCUUGAAAGCUCGAUGCGCACACUAUGUCAUGAACGACAACGUCCUCUUCAAAUGGAGCUCGACCAAAGCAUUACUGCGGUGCAUACAUGGUCAAGAAGUUAGAUGGGUCCUCGAAGAGACACACGAAGGCGCAGGUGGUAAUCAUUCAGGGGGACGAGCCUUAGCCAUUAAAAUCAAGUGA
Brassica rapa (field mustard) is the source of this 1173-nucleotide messenger RNA. RefSeq lists its product as uncharacterized. The record is from RefSeq and is a predicted model, not a curated record. Gene Ontology annotation, molecular function: nucleic acid binding; RNA-DNA hybrid ribonuclease activity. Lineage: Eukaryota; Viridiplantae; Streptophyta; Magnoliopsida; Brassicales; Brassicaceae.